AUGGCCGAUCCAUUUGAAGUACGUCAGCGCUUCACGACACUCCUCGCGCACCUCAGCGCAUCGCAUACGUCCCUGCAAAAGGCCGCUCUGUACGCGUUAAAAAACCGAGAAAUGGACGAGGACCUGCAUUCUUGUAUUCUCGAGCAGCUCGAACGCAACAAUAUGAAUACGCGCGCGAACAUCAUGUUCUUCAUCGAGUGUCUAUGCGAAUACGCCGUCAAAGAGAACAACGCGGGAGACAGCAGCGCAAUGGGCUACGUGCGCAUGCUCCAGCGCGAUAUUCUGGCAGUGGUAGAAUGUGUGGUGGGCGAGGAGGGUGCAAACAUCCGCGUUGUGCGUAAAGUGCUUAAGACGCUAGAGAAUCUGCGUAUCCUCAUGCGGGAAACGGUGCAGGAGCUGGAGGCUGUGCUCAAGUCAAGAGAAGUAGCGCACCCGUUCAUGGCAACGGAUGCCGCGGGAGAUAGUAAGAAUAGUCCGGCGCCGACCGGUAAGAAUGGCGGACAGCGUAUGGAUAAGCGCCAGAUCGAGCAGAGGAUAGAGGAGGACAGGGAGAGGCACAAACGGCUCAGAGAGAGUAUUUGGGCUGUUCCGGGCGAGGGGUAUGAAGAGUUGGACAAGCUGUGGGAGGAAUCAAGCGAUAUUAAUGAGGAUGAUUAUACUACGGCGAGGGAGGACGCAGAAGAGAGGAAAAAGGUCAUUGCGUAUGGUUAG
Messenger RNA from Exserohilum turcica Et28A, 711 nucleotides. RefSeq lists its product as uncharacterized. The transcript has a single exon. The coding region runs from base 1 to 711 and encodes 236 amino acids. Gene Ontology annotation, cellular component: CTDK-1 complex. The record is from RefSeq and is a predicted model, not a curated record. Gene Ontology annotation, biological process: positive regulation of transcription by RNA polymerase I; positive regulation of DNA-templated transcription, elongation. NCBI's taxonomy places the organism in Eukaryota, Fungi, Ascomycota, Dothideomycetes, Pleosporales, Pleosporaceae.